AUGCUUUAUCUUAUCCUUUUAAAUAUACUCCUGUUUGUUGGCUGUUAUAUCGCUGGAUGCAUACCUAUAUCUUUCAGAAUACCUGUAUCCAAAAUUCGUAUACUAACUGUUUUUGGUGCUGGUCUACUUUUGGGCGCUGCAUUAGUCGUGGUCAUUCCUGAAGGCAUAGCAGUCAUUUGUAGUUCGCAUAAACAUCAACAUUCUAACCUUAUUUCGAAUAAAGAUAACCACUUAAAUCUGCCGAAUUCACGUAGAUUGAAUAUGGUAGAUACAAUCGAAUUGACAAAUGAUAAAAAUCUUCCAUCAUCAAUAAAUAAAGAUAAUGAUCCAAUGAAACAACCAAAUAACAUUGAACAUGAAAAAAUUCAUGCUUCAAAUGAAGAUCAUCAUGAUCGCGAUCAUUCUCAUAAUGAUCAUGAUAAUAGUAGUAGUAUUUAUAUACAUCAAAAAGUUGGUAUUUCAUUAUUAUUAGGUUAUUUAUUUAUGUUAUUAGUUGAUCAAAUGAGUUAUACUAUAUUAGAAUUAACAUGUUGUCAAACAAUGUUAUUUGGAUUGAAGAAAUUAUGUUAUCAUUCUAUAUUGUAUAUACCAUUAAUGAAUAAAUUGAAUCAUGAUACUGGUACAAUUGUUAAUAAUACAACGAAUACAACUUCUUCUUCUAAUAACAUGAAUUGUACUAAUAAUCCUAAUAAUCUAGUCAAUGAAACAUCCAACAGUAAUAAUUGUUCAUCUAUUGGUUCAAUUCAAUCAACUAAUCAUAAAGGAUUAAUUGUUACAUGUGGUUUAGUGAUACAUUCAUUAGCAGAUGGAUUAGCAAUUGGUUCAGCAUUUGCAUUAAAUCAAUUACAAUUAGAAUUAAUAUUAUUUUUAGCUAUUAUUUUACAUAAAAUACCAGCAGCUUUUGGUUUGUCAUGCUUCCUAUUACAUGAAGGAUUAACUCGUGAUCGAAUUCGUUUACAUAUGAUUGCUUUCUCACUUUCUUCUCCAUUCGCUUCAUUUUUCACAUAUUUCUAUCUGUCAUUAUCUUCAACAUCAACUGAUACUGAUAUUAGUGAAGCUUCAACAAGAACAGGUUUAGCUCUUUUAUUAUCAGGUGGUACAUUUCUCUAUGUUGCGGCUACACAUAUUCUACCAGAAUUAAUUAAUUCAUCCAAUACUGAUAGUGGUAGUAAUAUUACUAUGGAUUUAAAUACUGUAAAUGAUACUACAAAUCCUAAUUUAUAUUUAUUCACUGAUUCAUUAAAUAAUAAAUCAGGACAUCAUCAUCAUGUAUCAUCAUCAUCAUCAUCAGCUGCAGUAGCAUCACCAUUAUCCAAUUAUGCAUUAUAUACUGUAGAUAAUAGUCAUGAAUCCAUUAUCAUGUAUAAUUAUCCUAAAUCAAAUCUAUACUUAAAUUCAAUGUCACAUAUUCAUCGUUUAAGUAUCAUUGAAGUUUUUGUUUUAAUUAGUGGUACAAUAAUACCAAUUCUAUUUUCAACAAAUCAUUCUCAUUAAGUAAUGGCAACUGGAACUGAUGUACGUACAUACAUACGAAGUUCUACGUUGUGACUGACUAACUGACUGAUAUAAAAUAACAAUCUUUCUGUUUAUCUAUCACAAUGAGGUGAUUUUUGCAGGGAUAUUUUUAAUUUUUCUAUUGUUUUGUUUUUCUUGUAUAUCACAUCAUUUAUGUAAGUUUUGCUUCUUUUUUUCCCUUCACCACUUUAAUACUGUGAUAUAAAUUAUGUAUGUACAUACCCUCAAUACUAUGGGAUUUGAAUCGACAGCUGUAUCUCUAUGCUAAUGUGGUAUGGCAACUCGAACGUAUGAAGUUCUACGUUGUGACUGACUGAUUGACUGACACUAAAUACAUACUACUCUUAUUGUUGUCUUCUAAAUAAUUCAAUUCUAUUGUAAAGAAUAUUAGCAUAAACAAUUAAUGUAUAUUUAUAACUGUUUAUGUGUAGAUAGAUUACAAUGAACUCUUCUAGUUGUCUAUGGAAUUAUUGUAUCUUAUUUCUGAAACCUCAUUAAGAUUUGGAAUAGUUCAUCAAAUAGUAAUAAUAGUAAUGGAUCACGAGUAUCUUGUUGUUGUUUGUUUUUUACUUGGGAAAAGUGCAUUUUUUCAAAAAAUUUAGUUGGUUUUCAUAAAAUAGGUUAAAUAAAUAUGGUCAGGAAACUGUCGCAAAUAGACUCAGUUUAUAAAGAGUGUAUACACCAAUGGCGUAGGUGCAUAUACUCUUUAUCUUCCCACAUAUAUCAGUUGAGUGGAACUCAUCACU
Molecule: messenger RNA, 2261 nt
Organism: Schistosoma rodhaini
Lineage: Eukaryota; Metazoa; Platyhelminthes; Trematoda; Strigeidida; Schistosomatidae
Source: the annotation of a GenBank genome assembly